Molecule: messenger RNA, 2776 nt
Organism: Hippopotamus amphibius kiboko
Lineage: Eukaryota; Metazoa; Chordata; Mammalia; Artiodactyla; Hippopotamidae
Gene: IL7R
Product: interleukin 7 receptor
Exons: 8
Coding region: 55-1434 (459 amino acids)
Biological process (GO): positive regulation of receptor signaling pathway via JAK-STAT; cytokine-mediated signaling pathway; hemopoiesis
Cellular component (GO): external side of plasma membrane; membrane
Molecular function (GO): protein binding; cytokine receptor activity
Source: RefSeq, a predicted model, not a curated record
AUUCAUUCCUGCACGUAGGCCCACGCGCCUGCUCUCUCCUCUUUCUCUCUCAGAAUGACACUUCUAGGUACUGCUUUGGGUACGGUUUUCUAUUUACUUCAAGCUGUUUCUGGAGAAAGUGGCUAUGCAGAGAAUGGAGACUUUGAUGACGCAGAACUGGAUGACUACUCAUUCUCGUGCUACAGUCAGCUGGAAGUGGACGGAUCCCAGCACUUGCUGACCUGCGCAUUUGACGACCCAGACAUCAACAGCACUAAUCUGGAAUUUGAAAUAUGUGGGGCCCUUUUGGAAGUAGAUUGCCUGAGUUUUAAUAAACUGCAAGAGAUGUAUUUCAUCAAGACAAAGAAAUUCUUACUGAUUGGAGACAGUAAAAUAUGUGUGAAGCUUGGAAGAAAAAACAUGACUUGCAAAAAAAUGAACAUAGUCAAGAUAGUUAAACCUGAGGCUCCUUUUGACAUACGAGUCGUCUAUCGCAAGGGAGCAAAUGACUUUGUGGUGACAUUUAAUACAUCGCACUUACAAAAGAAGUAUGUGAAAGAAUUAAUGCAUGAGGUAGCCUACCGUCAGGAAAAAAAUGAAAAUGAUUGGAUGCACGUGAAUUUAUCCAGUACAAAGCUGGUGCUCCUACAGAGAAAGCUACAACCCAAUGCGAUGUAUGAGGUUAAAGUUCGGUCUAUCCCUAACACCAACUAUUUUGAAGGCUUCUGGAGUGAAUGGAGUCCAAGUUUCCACUUCAGAACUCCAGAGACCAAUGGCCCAGAGGAGACGGAUCCUGUUUUACUAAUUAUCAGCAUUCUGAGUUUCUUCUCGGUGGCUCUGAUGGUCAUUCUGGCCUGCGUGUUGUGGAAAAAGAGAAUUAAGCCUAUUGUAUGGCCCAGUCUCCCUGAUCAUAAGAAGACUCUGGAACAACUAUGCAAGAAACCAAAAAAAAAUUUGAAUGUGAGCUUCAAUCCGGAAAGCUUCCUGGACUGCCAGAUUCACAAGGUGGACGGCAUUCAAGCUAGAGACGAAGCAGAAGGCUUUCUGCAAGACCCGCUGCCUCCACAGCUAGAGGAGUCUGAGAAGCAGAGGCUCGGAGGGGGUAUGCAGGGCCCCAACUGGCCCUCCGAGCCUGCAGGCAUCCCCCAGAAAACUUUCAGAGGAGAGUCACCAUUCAGAUGCCUGGUUGGGAAUGCCAGUGUGUGCAGUGCCCCUGGGCUCCCCUUCUCCAGGUCCCCAGACUGCAGGGAAGGUGGCAAGAACGGGCCUCUCGUGUACCAAGACCUGCUGCUUGGCCCUGGAACUACGAAUAGCACCCUGCCCCCUCCAUUUCCGUUCCAACCCAGCAUCCUGACGUUGAACCCUGCUGCCCAGGGGCAGCCCAUCCUCACUUCCCUGGGAUCAAGUCAAGAAGAAGCCUAUGUCACCAUGUCCAGCUUCUACCAAAACCAGUGAAUUGUAAGAAACCCAAGACCAGAACCAUCGUGAUGAACGAAGAUAACUGAGUCCCACUCUCGCUCACAACACAAGGAAGACAAAGUGACUGCAGCCCUUCAACACAGUCCACAGGAUUCUGAAACAGCACUUCGACCAUGCCUCCCUGCUUCGGUGGCAGGAGACAGGGGCUUUCUGCUUCAGGCAGCACAAUGAUUCAUUUAUUUCAGAAAGGAAAAAGAAGCAGUAAAGAGUGAAAGAAAGGGUGGAGGAGAAGAUGGGGGUGGGGAGGACAGAAAGGGGGCAAGAGAAUAGAGACGGAAAGGAGAAUUAGAAUGAUAGACACCAUUAUCAGGACUUAGUGUGUACACAAUGGCAUGCUACGUGCUCUACACAUCUUGUCUCACUGCAUCCUCAAAAUAAUCCUGGGAGGCGGGUGCAAUUAGUAGUAUUCUCUGUGUUACAGAGGAUGAAACUGACUCAAAUUAACUUGUCCAUGUUCCCCACUCAGCAAGGAGUAGAAUCAAGAUUUGGUGCCCAGGAGUCUAACUGCGUCUCCUUUAAGUCAUGUGCCUUUCUCGUAACAAGGAACUGUCUCACCCUCGAGUGCCAAACCUCACUUAGAACAGGGUGACCGUAUAAUGUAUUGUCCAAACUGGGUCACUUCUGCAAGCAAAAGGGGGAGUUAUAAAUAAUCAGUCCGGGACAAGUGUAAACCGGGAAUGUCCCAGGCAAAUGGGGACCUACGGUCACCAAAACUAAAAAGCUACAAGGAAGACGGGGGCGGGGGGGGGGAUAGUCUCAUGAUGUGUGAAGCCCCAUGACCAGGCAUGUCUACAAAACGUGGAGAAGGCAAGACAGAGCCACAAAGCCCAUUUUAUUCCAUUUUUCUGAAAAAGUGCUCAGGGGAGAACCAAGGAGAAGCCUGGAAUUCCUAUAGUGCGUUACCAAGAGCGUGAUCCUCUUGCCCCUCCCACCCAACAGCAUAUCCACUGAUGACGGAAGAACCAGUUAUCGACUCAGACACGGGUGCAUCCAAGCCAUGACCCAGGGAACAGUCCUUCUAUGUGUGUAGAAACUCCCCAACCCAAAUGCAUCUGCUGUCCCAAUUUCUACUGCCAUGAGUGCGGCCACAAACUUCAGGGAGAAGGAAUUCCAAGCCCAUGCAGUGAGGGAGCGGACCGUGGCCACGUUCUUGAAGAUAUUGAGAACAUCUGACACAUGUCCUCUUGCAUUGCUUGGUCCAGAUAAAUUUUUAAAGUCUGUCUUAAGCCACAUCAAGGCAGCGCAGCCGUCUUAGCUCAGGGGAGUGCAGCUGAUCGCUCUCCGCAGAUCCCCAGACCACCCCCACCCACACUAGCCA